GGGUAAUCGGCCCACCACUCUCUCUUACCUACCACACCCAACAUUUUCACCUUCCCCAACUCUAUUUAAACCCCAACUCCCUUUCUCUCUCAUCAAUUCAAUAAUACCUUCCCUUAAUCCUUCCCUUUUACCAAACAAUCUUCUCCCAUUCCCCCAUUUCCCUCCACAGUCAAUCACCUUAAUAAUCAAUGGAAAACAACCAAAACGGGGUAACCGAAUCGGGUAUUUGUAUCCCUAAACGGGUCAAAUACGAUGAUCCAUUAAACUGGGGGAAAGCAGCCGAGUCGAUGACAGGAAGCCAUCUCGAUGAGGUUAAGAAAAUGGUUGAGGAAUAUCGUAAGCCGGCUGUUCGGCUCGGCGGGGAGACUCUUACUGUGGCUCAAGUCGCGGCUGUAGCUGGGUCCGAUAGUGCUACGGUGGAGCUAGCUGAAUCGGCUCGAGCCGGUGUUAAAGCUAGUAGUGAUUGGGUAAUGGAGAGUAUGAAUAAAGGUACUGAUAGUUAUGGUGUUACUACUGGUUUUGGCGCUACUUCUCAUCGGAGGACUAAAAAUGGCGGUGCACUUCAAAAUGAGCUUAUUAGAUUUUUGAAUGCUGGAAUCUUUGGCAACGGAACAGAAACAAGCCAAACAUUACCUCAUACAGCAACACGGGCCGCCAUGCUCGUGCGAAUCAACACCCUUUUGCAAGGCUACUCGGGUAUUCGAUUUGAAAUCUUAGAAGCCAUCACGAACUUGCUUAACAACAAUGUCACUCCUUGCCUUCCCCUCCGUGGUACAAUCACUGCCUCAGGGGAUCUUGUUCCACUCUCGUACAUUGCAGGGUUACUAACGGGUCGGCCCAACUCCAAGGCCGUGGGCCCUAAUGGCGAGGUUCUUAAUGCAGAACAAGCCUUUAAGACGGCUCAAAUCAGCUCCGGAUUCUUUGAUCUCCAACCUAAAGAAGGUCUCGCCUUAGUUAAUGGUACGGCUGUUGGAUCAGGAAUGGCAUCGAAUGUCUUGUUUGAAGCGAAUAUCCUGGCUGUUCUAGCUGAGGUUAUAUCAGCUAUUUUCGCUGAAGUAAUGAAUGGAAAACCGGAGUUUACCGAUCAUUUGACUCAUAAGUUGAAGCAUCACCCGGGACAGAUUGAGGCUGCGGCUAUCAUGGAGCAUAUCUUGGAUGGUAGCUCGUACAUGAAGGCUGCUAAGGCUUUACACGAAAUGGACCCGUUGCAGAAGCCUAAGCAAGAUAGAUAUGCUCUUAGGACUUCACCCCAAUGGUUGGGUCCACAAAUCGAGGUCAUUCGUUGGGCCACAAAGUCCAUUGAGCGUGAGAUCAACUCUGUUAACGAUAACCCACUUAUUGAUGUGUCUCGUAACAAGGCAUUGCACGGUGGGAACUUCCAAGGUACUCCUAUCGGUGUGUCUAUGGACAAUGCGAGGUUGGCUAUUGCAGCCAUUGGUAAAUUGUUGUUUGCUCAGUUCUCAGAACUAGUUAAUGACUACUACAACAACGGGCUUCCCUCGAACCUUACAGCAAGUAGGGACCCGAGCUUGGACUAUGGUUUUAAGGGGGCCGAGAUUGCUAUGGCUUCUUAUUGUUCUGAGCUUCAGUUUUUGGGUAACCCGGUCACAAACCAUGUUCAAAGUGCGGAGCAACACAACCAGGAUGUGAACUCUCUCGGGCUCAUCUCAGCUCGUAAGACUGCUGAGGCUGUCGAUAUCUUGAAACUCAUGUCGUCUACCUUCCUUGUCGCGUUAUGCCAAGCAAUUGAUUUGAGACACUUAGAGGAAAACAUCAAGCAUUCGGUGAAGAACACCGUCAGUCAGGUGUGCAGACGUGUUCUUAUCACUGGGGUUAAUGGUGAACUCCACCCAGGAAGAUUCUGCGAGAAGGAGCUCAUCCGAGUAGUCGAAAGAGAACACGUGUUUGCAUACGCAGAUGAUCCUUGCAGUGGAACUUACCCCUUGAUGCAGAAGCUCAGACAAGUCUUGGUCGAUCAGGCUUUGGCCAACGGAGAGAGUGAAAAGAAUGUCGGAACUUCAAUCUUCCAGAAGAUCGGAGCAUUCGAAGAGGAGCUCAAGGCACGACUACCUAAAGAAGUCGAGGCUGCACGAGCAGCUUACGACAGUGGUAACUCUGCCAUCCCGAACAGGAUCAAGGAAUGCCGGUCUUACCCAUUGUACAAGUUCGUUAGAGACGAGCUUCAGACCAACUUGCUGACUGGAGAAAGAGUUAAGUCCCCGGGAGAAGAAUGUGACAAAGUUUUCACUGCACUUUGCCAAGGAAAGAUCAUUGAUCCUCUUUUGGAUUGCCUUAAGGAGUGGAAUGGAGCUCCUUUGCCUAUCUCUUAAAAAUUGCACAAUCUGUUUUUUUAAUUAUCAACUUAAUUAUGUAUUUGCUUCAUUUUGUUAUAACCUAAUGUUCAAAAUUUUAUUUUGUAUUAUGGGGAUUAUUAUGUAAAGAACAAAAUUUUUCUUUUUUUUUUCUCUUUAUCUUAUGUAACAUCAAUGUAAUGAUUACAAGUUAAAUAGCAAAGUUGUUUAUUAAAUCCCAAAAAAUAAA
Molecule: messenger RNA, 2541 nt
Organism: Amaranthus tricolor (Joseph's coat)
Lineage: Eukaryota; Viridiplantae; Streptophyta; Magnoliopsida; Caryophyllales; Amaranthaceae
Product: phenylalanine ammonia-lyase-like
Exons: 2
Coding region: 189-2330 (713 amino acids)
Biological process (GO): L-phenylalanine catabolic process
Cellular component (GO): cytoplasm
Molecular function (GO): ammonia-lyase activity
Source: RefSeq, a predicted model, not a curated record